GAGUGUGUGUCAAGAGCAUUUUGUCGUAAAUUUAAAAGAACGUGCAGCAAAAGUUAAAAACAAACAAAACAAAACAUUUUUAGACGCUGGCGAAAAUGCCCGAAACGGAGACCAGAAGCACCGGCCAACGGGGUAGGCCCCGGAAGGCAGCCGCCGCGUUGCGCAAGAUCGCGCGCGUCUCCAACGACGAGGAUGAGAUGAUGGAAGCGGGAAACAACAAGGCAACGCAGCCGUUAAACCAAAGCAAAGCCGUGAAAACGAGCGAAACUGAGCAAAAGCACGAGCACGGACUGGACGAGGAUAUCGAAGAUGAGGAUGCCGAGCCCGUCGACCAUGAUCUGGACACUGAGGACGUGGAUGACGCCGAGGAGGAUGAUGAGGAAGAGGAGGAGGAGCCAGAGCCGGAACCGGAGCCGGACAGCAAUGAGGCAAGCGAUCCCGAUGAGCAAGUGGAGCCGCCUGCCUUCAGCCUGGCCACGCUCGGGCUGCAGCGCGUGGGCAGCGCUCCGCCGCCAAAACCGAAGACCCAAAAGGCGCCCAUCCUAACGCUGAACGCACGCGGCAUGCCCGCCCGCAUACGCAGGCCCAAUCCGCUCUUCUACGACGAGAACAUCAUCAAUGAUGAUAAGCCGUUGCGCGUCAGUCUGGCGCCCAAAAAGGGUUCGGCGCGCGGCUCCGGCGACAGUCCCAGCAAGCUGCUGACCACGCCCUCCAAGGUGCUAAAGAAACGCAAGGGCGUCGUCUCACGCUAUAUGCGCUCCAAUGAUAGCAACAAUGGCGCCUCCACAUCCAACUCAGCUGCAGAUGCGGCCGCCUCGGACACGCCCACAUCCGCGGGCAAGCAAAAGAAGACGCCGGCCAAGCUGCCGACGACACCAACAUCCGCCAGCAAGGCACAACAGCAGCAGCAUCAGCAGCAGCAUACGCAGCAGCAGCUUCCGCAGCUGGCGGGUCAUCUGCGACCUGGUCGUGGCGCCACGAGUGGCACGAAGGGCGCCGCAGCUGCUGCGGCCGCUGCCGCUGCCGAGGAAGCCGUACGCAAAGCGGAGGCCCAGGCGCUGGCCAACAAACGUUUGGGCCAAUCGAUUGGGCUGCGCCUGCGCAAUCUGCUCAAGCUGCCAAAGGCGCACAAAUGGGCCAUUGCCGAAUGGUUCUACUCGUACAUCGACAAGCCGCUCUUCGAUUGCAAAUACGAUUUCAUGAAUCAUGUUAAUGAGCUGGCGCCGCGUCUCGGCACACGGAAAUUGAAUCGCCACGAAUGGGUGAACAUCAGGCGACGCAUGGGUCGACCGCGACGCUGUUCGGCCGCCUUCUUUCAUGAGGAGCGGCGCGAGCUGGAGCGGAAGCGUCAGCUGAUGCGCACGCUGCAGUGCCGCAAGCCCGGCGAGCUCAAGGACACGCUGCUACUGGCAGAUAUGCCCGAAAAGAUACCGAUGCCGCUGCCAUUGGGCACCAAGGUGACGGCACGUUUGCGUGCGCCGCAGGACGGCAUCUUUGCGGGCACAGUGGCCGCCUAUGAUUCACUGAAUGCCAUGUAUCGUGUCACGUUCGAGCGACCCGGCCUGGGCACACAGUCGAUACCGGACUAUGAGAUUGUGUCCGAGAACUUUCACGAGAUGCUGCCGCUGCACAGCUUCACCAAAGACUUUCGGCCCAACUUGAUGAGCAUCUAUCAGACCAACAACAUGGGCUACACCACCAAUUUGGGCUUCACCACGAACCUGGCGAGCAGCUUUCAGGGCAAACGUCAUCCACUUGUCGCCGCCGGCAGCAACCAGAACAGCAACAAUCCGGCGACGACGACGCCGCAAAAGCAUCUGGCCAACAACAAUGCGGCGGCACGGAAUGCGCUCAGCAUGAAAUUGAACAAGAGUGAUCCGCUGCUGGGACAGGAUGCCAUCGGUGAGAGUCCGAUGAGAAUGCAGCUGGUGCGACAUCAUGGCUAUCCUAUGAAGCUGCUCGAGCAUUUGGUCUUGCUGCAGAACUAUAUUGCGCUGAAGGAGGAAAAGAUACAGCGGCUGAGCAAAAUGAACGACACCGCCGAGCUGGCCAUGGGCGAGCUGAUGGGCCAGGAGGAGGUCGCCGACCAUAGUCGCCGUCAAUUCCGCGAUGAUUUCCAGCGUCGCUAUGCCUCCAACAUUAUAUUUAUCGAACGGCUCAAUGGCGAUCUCAUGUACGAGCUGACCAAGGUGCAGGAGCUGUCCAGCAGCCUCACCCGCAAUCCCAAUGUCCAGGCCAUGAUAUCUCCGACGCUGUUGCGCGAGGAAUGUCGCGCCAAGGCCAGCCAAACCGUCGACGAGAUGAACAAGGGCGUUGUGAAAAGUGAACGGAUGGUCACGCUGCUCAAGAAUUUGACCACGCUGCUGAUUGUUACCCAGAAUCUGGAUAGCGAUUGGGAGGCGGGCGAGGUGAACAAGGUGCUCGAGGGCUGCAUCGAGGAGGUGCGCAGCAAUCUUGUGUCCAGCGCCAACAGUGAGGUGUUCCAGAAGAGCGUGCAGCUGCGACUCGAGUAUAUUGCUCUGGACAUCAAUCGGAACAUUGAGGAGCGCAGCUUCAGCCAGGCAUCCGCCGCUAAAUCACCAAAGUCAGCCAAAUCCGAAGCGGGCAAAGCGACUAACACAAAACGUACACCAUCAGCUGCUGCUCCGGCAAUGGACAAGGAUAAGCCAGAGCAGAGUUUGGAUGAAGCGAAAGAGAAACGCGAGAAAUCUAAGCAAUUAGUUGAGUCCGAUGUGGAGCCCAUGGAUGUGGACAGUGAACAAGAAGAUGAGACCAAGGCCGACGAGGAGAAAAAACAAAAUGACGAUGAAGAUGAUGCAGAUGCCGAUGCAGAUGCUGAUGCUGAUGCCGACGAUGCAGAUGCAGAUGCAGAUGCAGAUGCCGAUGACUCGGAUGCGGUGGAUAAGCCAGAGAAAACAGCAGCAGCUGAGGUGGAUGCCACAAAUGCCGAUGAUUGUGCCGAGGAUACGCAAAUAACCAUCGAAUCCAUGAAGGAGUCAGAAGAUGAGAGUCAGUCGCAUGACGAAAAGGAUGAGGAUAAGACAGAAGGCGCUGUCAUUAAGGUGCUGGCUGCUGGCGACGAGUCUGACUCGCAAGAGUUCCAAUAUGAAAAGUAGCGAACAGCGAGAAGCAAGUAGCGAGUAAAGUUGCUAGUAACGAGUAGCGAGGAACGAGCAAGGGGUACAGUUGCUAGUAACGAGUAAAAAGUAGCGAAUAAAGUUGCUAGUAACGAGCAACGAGUAACGAUUAAAGAGUAGCGUGUUAAGUUGCUAGCAAUGGGCAACGAGUAAAGAGUAGCGAGUAAAGAGCCGCGAGUAAUGGGCAGCGAGUAACGAGACCUAGUAAUAUGCACUUGAGUUAAGCCUUAGAUACUUACAAUUCUUAACAGCCCCCCUCCCACCCCAGCAAGUGAAGCUUACGUUAUGCAGCGUCAUAUAUUUUAUAUAGAUAUAACGUUGUUUUUUUUUUUUUUAUUAUUAAUAUUAAUCAAUUUUUCUAUUUCGAUUGCUAAUAUACAAAUUGUAUAUCGAUUUAGGGCGUUACGGUCAAUUGUAAGCGAUUAUUGAUGAAACGCUCCUUUGUUAUAUAUACAUCGUAUAUAUAUAUGUCUAAAUAAAUAUAUAUAUAUACACAUAUAUUUCAAUUGUAAAUCAAAAUUUAUAUAUUAUUGGAUAGCAUCCACAUAAAUUUCUCUGUUAACAAUUGAAAUAUGUUUAAAUUGCAAACAAUUCUUUCGACUUAAAUAGGGCCUAUUUUUUUGUUUACAAAAAAAAACUAAAAUUGUGUUUUAUG
Messenger RNA from Drosophila novamexicana, 3792 nucleotides. RefSeq lists its product as uncharacterized. The transcript is spliced from 3 exons. Gene Ontology annotation, biological process: DNA-templated transcription; regulation of transcription by RNA polymerase II; regulation of cell cycle. Gene Ontology annotation, cellular component: nucleoplasm; transcription repressor complex. Lineage: Eukaryota; Metazoa; Arthropoda; Insecta; Diptera; Drosophilidae. Bases 96 to 3116 code for a protein of 1006 amino acids. Gene Ontology annotation, molecular function: DNA binding. The record is from RefSeq and is a predicted model, not a curated record.